Messenger RNA from Xyrauchen texanus (razorback sucker), 3302 nucleotides. It is a transcript of the gene slc8a3, whose product is annotated as solute carrier family 8 member 3. The record is from RefSeq and is a predicted model, not a curated record. Lineage: Eukaryota; Metazoa; Chordata; Actinopteri; Cypriniformes; Catostomidae. Gene Ontology annotation, molecular function: calcium:sodium antiporter activity. Bases 377 to 3148 code for a protein of 923 amino acids. Gene Ontology annotation, cellular component: axon; postsynapse; sarcolemma. The transcript is spliced from 8 exons. Gene Ontology annotation, biological process: calcium ion import across plasma membrane; sodium ion transmembrane transport; cell communication.
ACCGGCGCAUCCAUCACACCCGGCGAGGGAAAGAGGCAUCACUUCGCCGGUUCCAUCGAUCUGCCGGAACUGGCCAGGCACCGUUUUUGCGUGUGCGCGUGUGUGCGCGCGCUUGAGCGAGCAGGGCGAAAGCGGCCCUGAGGUAUUUCUGCCACCGAGGAGCAGCCACCCGCACGCAUAACGGAGAGCCAGUGAUACGCUCGGGAAAUAAAAUCCUCUAAGACAUCCGAGGAAACCUACCUGUCUGGACUAUUUCAUUGUUUUUGAGUUCCUCUUUUGCUUAAAUCACAGGGGGCAAGUGGAACCAAAGACAGCCCAGUGCUGGAUUCCAGAGGGAAAGCUAGAGUGAGUAGACCCUUAAGGUGAAGGAGGGUGCAUGGAUCGCUCAAGGACAAAGACUUCCGCCUGCCUCUGGUUGGGCGUGGUCUCCGUGGCAACAACCUUUCUCUGUGCAGAGGCGCGAGUCACACCUAGCCCACCCCUCCCUGACAACACCACAUGCGUUGGGGAAGCGGGUCGAUGCCAACCUGGCAUCAUCUUACCUAUCUGGUACCCCGAGGACCCCUCCCUGGGUGACAAGAUUGCCAGGGUCAUUGUGUAUUUUGUGGCAAUGAUCUACAUGUUCCUGGGUGUGUCGAUUAUUGCAGAUCGCUUCAUGGCCGCCAUUGAGGUCAUCACCUCCCAGGAAAAGGAAAUAAUUAUUAAACGGCCAAACGGCGAGACGACAACCACAACGAUCCGUGUGUGGAACGAAACUGUGUCCAACCUCACGCUCAUGGCAUUGGGCUCCUCUGCACCUGAAAUACUCCUCUCCCUUAUCGAGGUAUGCGGACACGAGUUCCAUGCCGGUGAGCUCGGCCCGUCCACCAUUGUAGGCAGUGCUGCCUUCAACAUGUUCGUGAUUAUCGGCCUGUGCGUGUUGGUGAUCCCGGAAGGGGAGGUACGAAAAGUGAAGCACCUCCGGGUGUUUUUUGUGACAGCGGCAUGGAGCGUGUUUGCCUACAUUUGGCUCUACAUGAUACUGGCUGUGUUCUCGCCCAAUGUCGUGCAGGUGUGGGAAGGGCUUCUCACGCUGGCUUUCUUCCCCAUUUGCGUUAUUCUGGCCUGGGUGGCCGACCGUCGGCUGCUUUUCUAUAAGUUCAUGCACAAGAAAUAUCGCACGGACAAGCACCGUGGCGUCAUCAUCGAGACUGAGGGUGACUGCUCAAAAGGCAUCGAAAUGGACGGAAAGAUGAUGAAUUCUCAUUUUUUAGAUGGUGGAGCUGCAAGCAACUUAAUGGGCCUGAUUGAAGGCAAGGAGGUGGACGAGUCUCGCAGAGAUAUGAUCCGUAUCCUGAAAGACCUGAAGCAGAAACACCCAGAGAAGGAGCUGGACCAGCUGGUGGAGAUGGCCAACUACUAUGCACUGUCGCACCAACAGAAAAGCAGAGCAUUUUACCGUAUCCAGGCCACAAGGAUGAUGACUGGAGCUGGGAACAUCCUUAAAAAGCAUGUGGCAGAGCAGGCCAAACGUAGCGGUAGCGUUCAAGAAGUUCACAUAGAAGAACAAGAGGAAUUUGUGUCCCGGAUUGUGUUUGAACCUGCUGUUUAUCAGUGUCUGGAGAACUGUGGGGCCGUUCUGUUGACGCUAGAGCGUAAGGGUGGUGACAUCGGCAAGACAAUUUAUGUGGAUUAUAAAACGGAGGACGGAUCAGCGAAUGCCGGUGCGGACUAUGAGUUUACAGAGGGCACUGUGGUGUUCAAACCUGGUGAGGUUGUCAAGGAUAUCACUGUUGGAAUCAUCGACGAUGACAUUUUUGAGGAGGAUGAGCAUUUCUUUGUACGACUCAGUAACGUGCGUGUUCUUGAGACAGAGGACGAGGUGCUUUCGCCUAGUAGCUUGCCGUACCCGAAAGCAUUGAUAGGUUUCCCUGCUGUUGCUACGGUUACCAUCCUCGAUGAUGACCAUGCUGGCAUCUUCACUUUUGAAAGUGAGUCGAUGCACGUGAGUGAGAGUGUGGGGAUCAUGGAGGUGAAAGUCCUGCGGACGUCAGGAGCCCGAGGGACCGUCAUCAUUCCUUUCCGCACUGUGGAGGGACUCGCGAAGGGUGGAGGAGAGGACUUUGAGGAUGCAUACGGAGAACUGGAGUUCAAAAACGAUGAGACAUGUAAAAUUAUACAAGUUAAGAUAAUUGACGAUGAGGAGUAUGAAAAAAACAAAAACUUCUUCCUGGAGCUGGCGGAACCACGCAUGGUGGAUAUGAGUCUUCAGAAAGCUCUGUUGUUAGCUGAUGAUAUUCCAGACAGGAAGAUGUCAUCAGAGGAAGAGGAAGCAAGAAGAAUAGCAGGGAUGGGGAAGCCUGUAUUAGGCGAGCAUGCAAAAAUAGAGAUCAUCAUCGAGGAGUCGUAUGAGUUUAAGAGUACAGUAGAUAAGUUGAUUAAGAAGACUAACUUGGCUUUGGUUGUGGGCACAAAUUCCUGGAGAGAACAAUUUAUGGAGGCCAUAACUGUCAGUGCAGGAGAUGAGGAUGAAGAUGAGGGUGGAGAAGAACGUCUGCCAUCUUGUGUUGAUUAUGUCAUGCACUUCCUAACUGUGUUCUGGAAGGUUUUGUUCGCCUGUGUCCCACCCACGGACUAUUGGAAUGGGUGGGCAUGUUUUGUUGUUUCCAUAGUAAUACUCGGUCUAUUGACGGCUGUGAUUGGCGACCUGGCCAGUCAUUUUGGUUGCACUAUCGGCCUGAAGGACUCUGUCACUGCUGUGGUGUUUGUAGCCCUUGGAACAUCUAUCCCUGAUACCUUUGCCAGCAAAGUCGCAGCGGUGCAGGACACGUACGCAGAUGCAUCUAUUGGUAACGUGACAGGUAGCAACGCUGUGAACGUUUUCUUGGGAAUUGGAGUGGCAUGGACGGUGGCCGCCAUCUACUGGCACAUGCAGGGUCGUGCAUUUGAGGUGCAAGCGGGGUCCCUGGCCUUUUCUGUCACUCUCUUCACCAUCUUUGCCUUCCUGGCUGUGAGCGUCCUGCUGUAUCGACGCAGGCCUCAUAUCGGGGGAGAGCUGGGUGGCCCUUGUAGUCACCGCAUCUUCACCUCACUCUUUUUCUUCAGUCUCUGGUUUCUCUACGUCCUUUUCUCCAGUCUGGAGGCUUACUGUCAUAUACAGGGCUUCUGAAGAGAUGGAGACUGGGUCGGGUGGGGUGAGGGGCUAGAGAUUGGGAGAGAAAGAUUGAUGCAAGCAAACUUCUAGUCAAAAAUGACUGCGUAAGAGCCAAGGACAAAUCACACUGACUGUUUUGAAAAGUUUUAAACAGGCAAGGAUUUGAGUC